Messenger RNA from Solanum verrucosum, 585 nucleotides. RefSeq lists its product as uncharacterized. The transcript has a single exon. The record is from RefSeq and is a predicted model, not a curated record. Bases 1 to 585 code for a protein of 194 amino acids. NCBI's taxonomy places the organism in Eukaryota, Viridiplantae, Streptophyta, Magnoliopsida, Solanales, Solanaceae.
AUGAGCUUUGAUAUUGCAUUUCCCCUUAAUUUGAUACUCCAACAACAACAACAAUAUUAUAAAUCAGCUUGGCCUAUUGUGGGAGAAGAUCUUACAAAUGCAGUGCUAGAAUUUUUCCAGAACAACAAGAUUCUGAGGCAGAUUAACUCAACUAGUAUUGCACUUAUUCCCAAGAUUGAUAAGCCUGAAUUUGCCAGUCAAUUCAGACCUAUCUCUUAUUGUAAUGCCAUUUACAAGUGCAUAUCAAAAUUAAUUUGUAGUAGGUUGAAAUCAGCUAUUAGUCUUAUAGUUGCAGAGAACCAAUCAACUUUUGUCCAAGGAAGAUCAAUGAUGCAUAAUGUACUCAUUUGCCAUGAUAUAUUGAGACAUUACAAUCGGAAGAACGCAUCUCCUAGAUGUCUUAUGAAGAUAGACUUGAAGAAAGCAUAUGAUAUUGUUAGCUGGGAAUUCCUGGAGGAAGUACUUAUUCAUUUUGGGUUUCCUGGACAAUUUGUGAAGUGGAUUAUGUUGGGAGUAACAACCACCAUGCUCUCAGUCAAAGUAAAUGGGGAAGCCAUGGGUUUUUUGCAGGUAGAAGAGGAUUGA